AUGACGACGCUUGAUCUAACUACAGAUCUCCCGAAUGGGCUUGAUUAUGAUAUUUCCCAGUAUCCAACUGAAUCUUUCCUAUACCUCACAUCAGACGAACCACUAGGUGAUGAAGAAUUCAGCGAUUUAGAGAAUACCAUCCCAGCCGACUCUUCGUUACUCAUGGAACUUGUGCGCAGGAUCGAUGAGAGUAGACCAGUUCCAAGUGAAGAGCCAGACACUAAAUUCGAAAGUGACCUUCCCAAUACUUCUGCAUAUCCAUCGCACUCCACCCCUUUAACUGCAGAUCGCCAUAAAAAAUCACACACCCCUAACGAAACUGAAAAGUUGUUUAAGUUGUACCAACCGUUGGUAAAUGAAGAAUUAAGACUGUACAUAAACAGGCUCGUGGGUCUGAACCCCAAGAAUGGCGUUUUAAGAUCGAUUGAUGAAGUUCAAGAGAAAGAGAACGAGAGCGUUGGAAGUGAGAACGAGAAUAGUAAUCAGGCAGGUCAAUCUCCAGAUACUACUCCACCAACGUCUCAAGAUCAUAUAGCCGAGCAUAAAUCGGGUAGUCUGGCUGCAAUUCCAGCUAUAUCGCUUUCGGACCACCCAGAUACUGAGUCUGAUUCGGUAUCAGUAUCAGUAUCAGUUUCACAGUCAGACACCGACUUUGAUACUAGUUAUGUACCUAAAAGUGUGAAAUCAAAGUUAAGCUCGCCAGAUUUGGAGGACCGACACGCCAUUGUUCCACAAUUGGAAUUAAUACAUCAAGUUCAAAAUUUAGAAAAAGUUCAAAGGCAGAUGGAAGAAAGGCAUCAAAUUGAGAUUUCACAAUUGAAAAAUCAAUUAGAAAAACUAGCUAUUCAGAAAGACGAACAAUUGGAAAACUUAAAGGACGAAAACUUGAAUUUGAGAGUACUAAAUGGAGAACUUGAAAUUAACUUAAUGAAAGAGGAGGAAAAUAAAUUGGAUAGUAUGAGUUCCAAGCAUGAUAAAUCAGAAACUUUGCAGGCCAAAAUUGAUUUAUUAAUGAAAGAAAACAUAAACUUGAGGAAUAAGUUGAGUAAUUCUAAAGUGCAUAAUACCGAACUUAACAACGAGAUUAAUUUUCUCCGGAAGAAGGAUACGGUGAUCCCUGAAACUCCAGUAAAGGGGGAGGAAAUCUUAUCAAAUGAGAGGACAACGAUAAUAGAACAACUGGACCAAGAAGUGGGUGAUCAAAGGAAGUUAAUAUCCAUGGAGACAAUCGAGCCCCAAUUCAGACUGCACUAUAUGAAGUUUAAGCUUGAUGAAAUUGAUAAUUUGAAUAAAUUCGAACUUAGCAAUUUACUUAAAAACAUCAUGCUUACGUUAUUAACGGGAGAUUUGGCUACUUUACCAAUUGCGAUAAAUAAAUUUGCCAGGGUUUUAAAACUUUUAACCAUUUUCAUGGACAAAGUGCAUGGGAUUGUAUACGAUGACAGUGAGACAGGAGUGAGACCUUCGGUAUAUAUAAAAGCUCCACAUCAAAAGACCGACAUAGAUAAAUUGGAAAACUGUUUGGGAGAAAUGGUUAGAGUCAUUGAGCAAAGAAUUGCUAAGUAA
Molecule: messenger RNA, 1566 nt
Organism: Dujonia railenensis
Lineage: Eukaryota; Fungi; Ascomycota; Pichiomycetes; Serinales; Debaryomycetaceae
Source: the annotation of a GenBank genome assembly